ACUUUUUACUUUUGGAUUACAUAUGGUAGUUUUUUUCAACAAAGGACCACAGGUAACUGCUCCUGCUGGGUGCUUUAGUAUUCUUAAUCCACCUGGAGCUCGGAUGGUGCUGAAGGACAAACUGCAACCCUGACAUGGCUCCUUUGUAGAAAAACUGCUCCAGUGAUGGCUUGGAGUCGUGCUGUUACCUGUCCAGCUUUGGACUAGAGGGAGACAUUCCCAUUUACAGAGAAACUCUCACGCUAAACAGCCACCACUAGCCUUCUGUGUGUGAAGCAUCUAAACAGCUGUGUGAGAAAAUGACACAACACAUAGACCCCUGCUGUCUGCACAACCUCUCCUACCACCCGCGAUGGCAGCACAACUUCAUAAAAUGGAGGAGAAAAAAACAUAUAUGGACCGACACUUUCAGCGGAUGUAGUCGAUUUGAAUCUUUAUCAGCAUCGUCAUCAUUGUCAAAAAGGUCAUUAUCAUCCAGACCACAGUUGCUAUCAUCUGCCCUGCAACACACCAGGAGCUGGUGGAGGAACUGGUUUAUUUUGCCCUUCCUCAUAGUCUCAUUUUUCCCCCAUCAAGCCUCUGCAACCACUUUCACAAUGGCUCUAGUUGGACCCUGGACAUGUGACCUACUAUAUUCAAAAGCCCUCCCUGACUUGGCUGCCAGCCUUGCCAUCAACCGCAUAAACAAGAACACCUACCUCAAUAAAGGCUACUGGUAUGACUACAAGCUGAUCAAUGAGGACUGCAAGUCAUCCCGUGCCCUGGCUCGCUUUGCUGGGCUGAAAGGUUAUGCAGCUGCUUACUUGGGCCCAGCCAACCCAGGCUACUGCUCCUCAGCUGCUUUGUACGCCAAAGAGUGGGAUCUUGGGCAUCUUUCCUGGGCCUGCCUCACACCCAAUAUGAAUAAAGGACAUAUGUAUCCUAGUUUCAUAAGGCCACUGCCACUCUCCUCUCAUGUAAUUUUUACAGUGUUGCGAUUUUUUCGGUGGGCCCACGUGGCCAUAAUCUCAGAGGAGUCAGACUUGUGGGAAGCCACAGGGCAUGAGCUGGCUUCUUCACUUAGGGCCCUCGGCCUGCCUGUUAAACCGGUGGUCACAAUGGAGAACAACAAAGAAGGGCCUCGGGCAGCUUUGACAAAAGUGCGGGAGACAGACCGGGUCAGAGUGGUCAUCAUGUGCAUGCCCUCAGUCCUGAUUGGUGGCCAAGCCCAGUACCAACUUCUGACAACAGCCUUGGCUAUGCGCAUGAUUGAUCGUGGCUAUGUGUUCAUUCCCUACGACACCCUACUCUACUCACUACCCUACAAUGAUGCACCCUACUAUAUGCUGGGCAAUGACACCAAGCUCCGGAAAGCCUUUGAUGGAGUUUUAACUAUCACCAUGGACUCUGGUGAACGCAAUUUCUAUGAGGCCUUCAAACAAGCACAGGACAGCUUUGAAAUACGUACCAGCACUCCCCCAGAGCAGGUUUCUCCAUUCUUUGGCACCGUCUACAAUAUGAUGUACUACACAGCUAUGGCUGUUGAGCAGGUCCGCGAUAGAGAAGGUCGCUGGGUAACUGGUCGGAUCCUGGCCGAUGGCGAGGGUGGCUUUGAGUUUGAAGGAUUCAAUCAGCCCUUGAGGGCUGGCAGGAACGGUGAAGGCAUGCAAGCUCAAUAUGUGGUCCUGGACUACAGCGGCAUUGGCAACACCCUGUACUCCACUCAUUCGCUUCAUGCUUCUCACACGGACAGCAAGAGCGGGGGCUUGAAAUAUCUCGGCCGUUCAAUCCAUUUUGCAGGGAGCACUCCCUACAAAGACUCAACCUGCUGGUUUAGCCCAUACUUUGCCUGUACUGGAGGCAUACAUUCGGCUGCUGUCUUCUUGCUUUUCCUGAUGUUCAUUUCGUUGAUUGGAUUUUUAGUAAACGUCUUUCUUCGCUACAGGAGAGAUGGCAAAGUUGGGUUCAGCUUUGGAGGUGGUGGCCACAGUAGUGGAUCGACAAAGGUGGUGCUGAACCUUGAUGACCUGGUCUUCAUCAAUACCCAAGUCAGCAAGCGGAAGCUAAAUGAUGACAGUAUAGCAAAAAGCCAGGGGGAUAUGAAGACGCCUCACCACUCAGUGUCCGGCCGUAGCUACUUGGCCUCCACGCCAGACAGCUCGAAUAUUGCUGUUUUUGAGGGUGACUGGGUUUGGCUGAAGAAAUGCCCUGCUGGAUCAGUAUCAAACAUCUAUAACAGCACUGAGAAUGUCUUUGUCAAGCUCAGAGAAAUGAGGCACGAGAACCUCAAUCUGCUACUGGGGCUGUUCUUCGACUCUGGGAUCUUUGGCGUUGUGAUCGAGCACUGCACCAGGGGCAGCUUGGAGGAUUUGCUCAGCAAUGAAGAAGUGCGUCUCGACUGGAUGUUCAAGUCUUCCUUGUUAUCGGAUCUGAUCCGGGGUAUGAAGUACCUGCACCAUCGCGAUAUCAUCCACGGUCGACUCAAAUCCCGUAACUGUGUGGUAGAUGGGCGUUUUGUGCUGAAGGUGACAGAUUACGGGUUCAACGAGAUUUGGAUUGUCCAAAAUAUUGACAAAGAUGAAAAGCCAGAGGAUCUACUUUGGACGGCUCCUGAGCUGCUGCGAAGUUCUAGUCAGAGGAGGAGGGGCACUUUUGCAGGUGAUGUCUACAGUUUCUCCAUUGUUUGCCAGGAGGUCAUCGCUCGCUCUGCACCUUUCUGCAUGUUGGACAUGCCUCCCAAAGAGAUUAUCAACAAGGUCAAGGAGCCUCCGCCUUUGUGUCGGCCUGUCAUAUCAGUGGAGCAGGCCCCGGUGGAAGUGAUACAGGUCAUGAAACAGGCCUGGAGCGAAGAACCAGAGCGGAGGCCGACCUUUGAUGAGAUCUUCAAACAGUUCAAGAGCAUCACCAAGGGAAAGAAAACCAACAUCAUUGACUCCAUGCUGCGCAUGUUGGAACAGUACUCCUCCAACUUAGAGGAUCUGAUCAGAGAGAGGACGGAGGAGCUGGAGGUGGAGAGGCAGAAGACUGACAAUCUGGUGGCUCAGAUGUUGCCCAAGUCUGUGGCCCAGGCACUGAAGACCGGCAAGCCUGUCAAACCAGAGCAUUUCAGUCAGAUCACGCUGUACUUCAGUGACAUUGUGGGCUUCUCCACCAUUUCAUCUCUUAGCGAACCCAUUGAGGUGGUCAACCUACUCAAUGACCUCUACUCACUUUUUGAUGCUAUCAUUCUGCUGCAUGAUGUCUACAAGGUGGAAACUAUUGGAGAUGCCUACAUGGUAGCCUCAGGGGUCCCCAACAGGAACGGCAAUCGCCAUGCAGCUGAAAUGGCCAACAUGUCUCUUGACAUCCUCCACUGCAUUGGAACCUUCAAGGCGAGGCACAUGCCUGAUCUCAAAAUCAGAAUACGUGUUGGCCUGCACAGUGGCCCAGUUGUAGCAGGAGUAGUUGGCCUUACGAUGCCUCGGUACUGUCUGUUUGGAGACACUGUCAACACAGCAUCUCGAAUGGAGUCCACGGCGUUGCCUUACAGAAUCCAUGUCAACCAAAGCACAGUUGAUGUCCUGAAGAGCUUGAACCUCGGAUAUAAAAUUGAUGUCAGAGGCCUGACAGAGUUAAAGGGAAAAGGUAUUGAGACCACUUAUUGGUUGGUGGGUAAAGAGGAUUUCACCAAACCUCUGCCUGAUCCUCGAGACCUUCCGGGGGAAUCCACUCAUGUGAUCAGUUUAGAAGAGAUACCCGCCGACAGAAGACAAAAAUUCCUGGAUCGACAGAAGAAGACAAACUAGCCCGUGGUUUUUUAUUGGAAAGUGAUCAGAGGUAGAUCAUUGACUGAAAAGUUGAACAUGCAAUAUCUGACAGCAACUACACACAAGACUAAAGAAAAUUUCCAUAUUAAUCACAUCAAUCAAUCCUUUGCUCUUGUAUGAAAAAAGUAGGUGAAACUGUCUAUGCUCUAUAUGUUUAUUGGAUGUUUUAUACCAAAAAUAGACAAAAGUGACACUGCAGAUCCAAAAAGUGUAGAUUUAUUGAACAGCACAUUUUGCCUAACAGAAAGGCGUAAUGAUGAAAGUGUCUACAAAUAUGAUUACAGUAUUAUGUGUAAUGCUGGUGAACUGUACUGUAUGUAUUUGUACUAA
Neolamprologus brichardi is the source of this 4115-nucleotide messenger RNA. It is a transcript of the gene gucy2d, whose product is annotated as guanylate cyclase 2D, retinal. Gene Ontology annotation, molecular function: adenylate cyclase activity; guanylate cyclase activity; peptide receptor activity. The record is from RefSeq and is a predicted model, not a curated record. Gene Ontology annotation, biological process: cGMP biosynthetic process; protein phosphorylation; intracellular signal transduction. Lineage: Eukaryota; Metazoa; Chordata; Actinopteri; Cichliformes; Cichlidae. Gene Ontology annotation, cellular component: plasma membrane.